AGCCCAAACGUGCCCUCGACUCGUUUUCAUCUUUGAACCAAGAACAAAAGUAUUCCCUCCUUCAAACACUGUAGACAUUCAAUUGUCAGGAAACAGAGAGGAGGCUUUGGGAAUCGCCAUCCAUGGAAGAAGCAGAGGAAGCAGGAGAGACCCAGCUCACUCGGGCUCGGCAUAUCAAGAAGAGGUCUCUCAAGAACAAGGCUCUCUCCGUUUCUUUUGACGAGAAAGACCUCAGGGAUUAUGUGACUGGGUUUCACAAAAGAAAGAAGAAGAGGAGAAAGGAAGCUGAAUUGCAAUUACAAGAAGUACAUCGGCGGAAGCGCAUUGAGGCACGUAAAAAGAGAAAGAUGGAGAGAGAGCUUGUAUAUGGCGGAGGUCCAGCAGAAACAAGUGCUGGACCUGAUGAAGCUGGAGAGGAUGCAGAACAGGAUGAAGAAAUUGAGCCAGUUCCAUCCAUUUCUGGGCUUGGUUUUGAUUCAGUUGAAGGAACAGCAUUAUAUGACAAUGGUGACGUUCGAGUUACAGUGACAACAAGUGAGAUUUCUCGUGAAGAAGAGCUUCCAAUUGAGAGACCACUGGCAGCAGCCCUCCCUUCCACUGUUGGGGAUGCCAAGAAGCAGCACAAAGUGCCUGUGAAUAAGAAGAAACCAUUCAAGAGAGUUGUGAAGACCAGGCCACGUAGAAAGCAACAGAAAAAGAGAGACAUAAGAAAGGGAAAGACAAUAAAUAACAAUCGUUGAUCGCAAUUCGUUAGUUUUCCUUUCCCCUUUCUAGUAAUGAGGGUGUUUCCGGGUUGAACCAAGGUACCUGCUGGGGAGAAAUGGUCAAGUUUUUGCCUGGCAUUUGUUUGACAGAUUCGUGUUACUGUUUUUAACUUGAUUGAAUGUUCGUUAUUGUAAAAUUGUGAUGCUCAGUCUUAUAUCUAAUGCUCUCUUUCUUGAUUUUUA
Molecule: messenger RNA, 947 nt
Organism: Rhododendron vialii
Lineage: Eukaryota; Viridiplantae; Streptophyta; Magnoliopsida; Ericales; Ericaceae
Product: ribosomal RNA-processing protein 17
Exons: 4
Coding region: 123-740 (205 amino acids)
Cellular component (GO): nucleolus
Molecular function (GO): RNA binding
Source: RefSeq, a predicted model, not a curated record